Cyprinus carpio (common carp) is the source of this 462-nucleotide messenger RNA. RefSeq names its product ribonuclease inhibitor-like. Bases 1 to 447 code for a protein of 148 amino acids. Gene Ontology annotation, molecular function: protein binding. The transcript has 4 exons. NCBI's taxonomy places the organism in Eukaryota, Metazoa, Chordata, Actinopteri, Cypriniformes, Cyprinidae. The record is from RefSeq and is a predicted model, not a curated record.
AUGGUUGUGGAAAUUGCCAGAAAAAUGAAAGUGUUGCCAGAUCUUGCAAGAGUUAUUGAGAAGGGACAAAGAAGACUGAUACCAGCUGUGAUCAACUGCAGAAAAGCUCUGUUGUAUGAUUGUGGCAUCACAGAUGAAGGUUGUUCUGCUCUGACUUCAGCUCUGAGAUCAAACCCCUCACACCUGAGAGAUCUGGAUCUGUCUUGGAAUAAUAAUCUAGGAGACUCGGGAGUGAAGCGUCUCUGUGCUGUACUGGAGGAUCCUCACUGUAAACUGGAGAAACUGUGGUUGAGAUAUUGUGACGUCACAGAUGAAGGUUGUUCUGCUCUGACUUCAGCUCUGAGAUCAAACCCCUCACAUCUGAGAGAACUGAAUCUGUCUGUGAAUAAUCUAAGAGAUUCGGGAGUGAAGGAGUCUCUGUGCUGGACUGGAGGAUCCUCACUGUAAACUGGAGGAACUGGG